This is a messenger RNA of Cephus cinctus (wheat stem sawfly), 2404 nucleotides long. RefSeq names its product set1/Ash2 histone methyltransferase complex subunit ASH2 (gene ash2). Gene Ontology annotation, cellular component: Set1C/COMPASS complex. Bases 444 to 2180 code for a protein of 578 amino acids. The record is from RefSeq and is a predicted model, not a curated record. Lineage: Eukaryota; Metazoa; Arthropoda; Insecta; Hymenoptera; Cephidae. The transcript is spliced from 11 exons. Gene Ontology annotation, molecular function: protein binding; transcription cis-regulatory region binding.
ACAGGUAUCAAGUUGGAACUGCACUUUCUUAAAAAUGUUUCAACAAUAGUUCUUGAGAGGUUCUAUAGUUCCCGGUCUCUUUCUAAAGGUUGCUUUGGAAACCAGCGGUGUGUAGCAGAGAACCUCUGUCCGCCAAGCUACGCGUUCUUGUUCCCGUUUAGCUCGGCUACGACGAGAUUCUCUACUUCCAGAGACGCCGCUACAAUUUAGCGCCAUGCUUUUGGUAUCGCCUAAAACCGUAGCGUUGUGCAUAUCCUCACUCAUCUCUGGUGCUAUGAAUACGGAUCAUUAUCUUUAGUAACAUUUAUUUCAUGCCUGUAUGGUACAUACAUGCUUUCUCUGCUAUAUUUAUAAUGUUCUAAACAGUACAGCGGGAGAAAGAAUGUUUUGUUAGUACUCUUCAUCACUCUUGAUGGUUGCACGGAAGUUUAUUCUACACAACAAUGUCAGAACAAAAAUUUGAAAGCAUCUCAGAUAAGCCGGAUGGCUGUUCUACAAUUUACAAUGAUGAGAAGAUAAAAGUUAAACCUGAAGAAAAGGCAAAACAAAAGUCUAUAAAACCAGACGAAUCCGCCGAAAAAACUAACGGCCGCGGCAACAAUAACAAUGAAAAUGCAAAUUGCUAUUGCGGAAAAGAAAGGAAUCUCAAUAUUGCGGAAUUACUCUGUGCAAGUUGCUCAAGAUGGUUUCACGAAUCUUGUAUUGGAUACCAAUUAGGAAAGCUGGUACCAUUUAUGAUGAAUUAUAUAUUUAUGUGCAAAAAUUGCUCACCUACAGGUUUAGAAAGUUUUAAAAAAAACCAAGCUCCAUUUCCACAAAUGUGUGUAACUGCUAUUGCUAAUUUAUUGCAAAUAUGUCAGAAAGACAGUGAUCAAAGAACACUCUUUCAUAAGGACAAAGAUAUUAUACCGUUUAUAGAAUGUCAUUGGGAAAGUAUGACGACUAUGCCACGCAGGGUAACACAGUCGUGGCAUGCAACUAUUCACAGAGCUUUGCUCAAAGAUGUUGGAACACUUUUCAUAAUGGAUGAGAAUAAUACAGAUGGCCAGCUGUUUGGACUCACAACACCAGAUCUUGUCUUAAUAAAGCCGAAUUAUGAAGCAAUGAUCAAAGGUGGUCAUCUUAAAGUAACUGAAAUGGGUGUACAACACGUUGUGCCACUGACUGGAGGACUACGAGGACGCAAUGCAAAACGCAAAUUUCCUGGAGAAGGUGCAGGAACAGGGCCUGGUAAGAAAGGAAGAGGAUCAGAUAUGACCGCACCGAAAUUACCUGCACACGGUUAUCCUCUUGAACAUCCCUUUAAUAAGGAUGGUUACAGAUAUAUCCUUGCAGAACCUGACCCCCACGCACCUUUCAGACAGGAAUUUGAUGAAAGUAGUGACUGGGCUGGCAAACCUAUUCCUGGUUGGCUUUACAGAGCCUUAAGUCCUAGCACUGUUUUAUUAGCACUGCACGACCGUGCUCCACAACUGAAAGUUUCAGAAGACAGAUUAGCUGUAACUGGAGAAAAAGGAUAUUGUAUGGUCAGAGCUACUCAUUGCGUGAGCAGAGGUUCAUGGUAUUGGGAAGCAACUAUUGAGGAAAUGCCUGAAGGAUCAGCUACUAGAUUGGGGUGGGGACAAGAAUAUGCUAAUCUACAAGCACCACUUGGUUAUGAUAAAUUUGGGUAUUCUUGGAGAUCUAGGAAAGGUACAAGAUUCCAUGAAAGCAGAGGUAAACAUUAUAGUUCAGGUUACGGCGAAGGUGAUACCUUAGGAUUUCUGAUAACAUUACCCGAUACUCAUAAUGCUUCACAUAUUCCCAAUACAUAUAAAGACAGACCUCUUGUAAAGUUCAAGAGCCAUCUGUACUAUGAGGAAAAAGAUCAAGUGCCUGAAGCUCUGAAAGCUUUAAAGCCAUUGAUGGGCAGUAGAAUAAUAUUUUAUAAAAAUGGAGUGUCUCAGGGUGAGGCAUUUGUUGACGUCAAUAGCGGUGCCUAUUUCCCGACUAUUUCAAUUCACAAAAGUGCGACAGUUUCUGUGAAUUUCGGUCCAAAUUUUAAAUGCCCACCUACAAACAGUUCUUACAGAGGAAUGCAUGAUAAAGCUGAAGAAUCAAUAGCAGAGCAAUCAAUGGCUGAUAUUUUGUAUCUUACUGAGAAUGAGGGAAAGCUACGACUAGAUACAUUUUCCUUGUGACAUUAAUAGAAUAUUUUUGUUUCGUGUUUUGAAUUACAUAUUGAUUUCAUUACUUUGACGUCAAUUUGGAUUUAAUUCAAUGCAAAAUAACUAGGUAUAUUUAAUAUGUACAAUUUAUUUUAAUUACUCUUUUGAUAAAUGUAUAUAACAAGACAAUAUUAGUCAUUGAGGUAAGGAAAUAAAUAAUGGAGGUAUAUUUAUUUCUAACACCUUGGAACUGUAUG